AUGCGUCACGGCUGGGAUUUUCUGUUUGCGGCGUCUGCGGUGGCAGUUGUUCGUGCGACUGAUGCAUCAUAUGACUACAUUGUCGUCGGGAGCGGUCCAGGCGGUGGGCCACUGGCUUGUGACCUCGCCAGGGCAGGAUACUCCACCUUGCUCAUUGAGGCUGGAGAUGACCAGGGCGACAACCCGACGUACGCGGAUCUUGCCAACUUUAAUCAAGCUGGCAACGACGAGCUGAGCCGCUGGGACUUUUGGACAAAGCACUCUGAUGACGCGGCCCGCGAGCUCAAGUUCGAGCACACCACAUGGAGGUUGCCCAACGGCAGCUUCUAUGUUGGCGUUGAUCCUCCCGCUGGUGCCACACAUUUGGGUAUUCAGUACCCUCGGGCGGCGACACUGGGAGGUUGCGCCAUGCACAAUGGUGGCGUGUGCUCGCUACCUCAAGAUGAUGAUUGGAACCUGAUUGUCAACAAGACUGGCGACACCAGCUGGGAGGCCUCGAAAAUGCGCAAAUAUUUAAUCAAGAUUGAGAAGAACGAGUAUUUGCCCGCUGGCACGGCGGAUCAUGGGUUUGACGGAUGGCUCUCCGUCUCAACCAGUGACUCGUCCUGGUCUACGCAGGAGGACUUGCCCGCCACCAAGAUCCUGCAUGAACUGGCGAAACUGACAGGCCAAGAUACGGGAAAUGCCUCUAGGCUCGUAGAGAAGGACAUCUUGGGCGACUACCCGAAUAAAGACCAAAUUACCAGCUUCUAUUCAAUGGUCCAGCAUAUGGAUAAGCAGGGCAAGCGUUCUAGCCCCAACAACUACAUUAAGGCCACUCUCGCCGAUCCUAAGAAGUACCCACUGACUCUGAGACUUAACUCUCUCGUCACGAAGGUUCUCUUUGCUAAUGACACUAAGAGCGGCAUUCCUACUGCUAUUGGUGUUGAAGUCAUGGAUGGAAAGUCCGUGUACAAGGCUGACCCGAGAUACAAGCCUGGUACUAAGGGACCGCUCACCCAAAUCUUCGCAAACAAAGAAGUUAUUGUUUCUGGCGGUACAUUCAACACCCCCCAGAUCCUCAAGCUCAGCGGAGUUGGCCCAGCAGACGAGCUGAAAAAGUUCAACAUCCCCGUGAUUAAAGAUCUUCCCGGCGUGGGUGAGCACUUGGCGGACAACUAUGAGAACAGUCUCCUUGCAAUCGGUCAAGCUCCUGUGGGUGGUGGCCUUAUCACACUUAUGUUCAAGACACCGUCUGCUCCCAAGAACCGAAACAUUUUCACCUGGUGUGGAGUCUUUUCCUUUGAGGGCUUUUGGCCAGGUUUUCCAACCGACUAUGGCGCCAAUGAAUAUGAGUGUGCAAUGGUUCAUAUUAACCCAAAGUCCCAAGCAGGUUCUGUCAAGCUUAUCAGUGCCGAUCCGCAAGACGUACCAGACAUCAACCUACACUUCUUCAAGGAGCACGCCGACGAAGACUUGCAAGAGAUGCUAGAAGCCACAGAUCUUCUGCGCAAGGGUUGGCAGGCAGCUGGUGCACCUGUGCUACCUUUCAACGAGAAGCAUCCUUGCCCUGGAACAGGUGCCGGCAAUUGCACCGAUGCCGCAAAGAAGGAGCUGCUACUCACACAAGCUUACUCUCACCACGCAUCGUCCACAUGCGCCAUUGGUGGCGAUGAUGAUAAGUGGGCAGUGUUGGACUCCAAAUUCCGUGUACGUGGGGUGAGUGGACUCCGCGUCGUAGAUGCAUCAGUCUUUCCUGCUGUUCCGGGUGCUUUCCCCGUACUGCCGACAUUCAUGAUUUCGGCGAAGGCUGCGGAGGAUAUCCUGGCAGAUGCCGCGAAAGUAUAG
This is a messenger RNA of Phaeoacremonium minimum UCRPA7, 1827 nucleotides long. RefSeq names its product putative alcohol dehydrogenase protein. The coding region runs from base 1 to 1827 and encodes 608 amino acids. The record is from RefSeq and is a predicted model, not a curated record. NCBI's taxonomy places the organism in Eukaryota, Fungi, Ascomycota, Sordariomycetes, Togniniales, Togniniaceae. The transcript has 3 exons. Gene Ontology annotation, molecular function: oxidoreductase activity, acting on CH-OH group of donors; flavin adenine dinucleotide binding.